Diaporthe citri is the source of this 630-nucleotide messenger RNA. RefSeq lists its product as uncharacterized. The record is from RefSeq and is a predicted model, not a curated record. Gene Ontology annotation, cellular component: endosome. The transcript has 4 exons. Bases 1 to 630 code for a protein of 209 amino acids. Gene Ontology annotation, biological process: vacuolar transport. NCBI's taxonomy places the organism in Eukaryota, Fungi, Ascomycota, Sordariomycetes, Diaporthales, Diaporthaceae.
AUGGCCUCCUUUCCCAAUGUCUACACACACCGAAAGGUGGCCGAAGCAGCAUCCAAACGAUGUGAGAUCUGCUUCAAGCCCAGCACGAGCGUGCUGGUGACGCCCGAUAAGCAGUUGCCCGUCCCCCCUGCUCCAGAGCAUGGCGCUCUGAUGAACAGCCGUCAGGAACGCAUCCCUGACUCACCCUCGCAACAGGACUUCUUCUUUGUCUGCCCCAGUCAUCUCAAGGACCGUGGGUUCUGCUCACCCAUCGUCGAUCAGGCCGCGAUCGAUGCCAAGAAGAAGAAGGACAUGGAAGCAGAGGUUGAGAAGGUGAAGAAGGAGUACGAGGAGCGUCAGCGCAAGAAGAAGGAAGACAGUGAGAAGUCCAAAGACAAGGACAAGGAGAAAGACAAGGAGAAAGACGGGGACGACAAGAAGACUGAUGAUGAUAAGGCCGACGAGUCCAAGGCUGAGCAGAAGGCUGAGGAAGAAGAACCAGCGGAAGAAGAGCCUCGCGUGUUUGCCUUGCACAGGACCUUCCAUCAGAAUCGGGUGUACCAGAAACGGCAGGCCGAAAUGGCCAAACGGAACCGAGAACGGAUUCAGAACCCAAACUUCUUCCCAUCCGUGCCCAAGGGGAAUCCUUGA